AGUAAGACCUCCCUUCACCGCGCCGAGAAGCGGCUGGGGCGGCCCCCAGGCAAGUUCGCCCCGAGAGCGGGUGCCACGGGCCGAGAUGCUCCUCCGGGAUCUGGUCCUGCGCCGCGGCUGCUGUUGGCCCUCGCUGCUGCUGCACUGCGCGCUCCACCCGCUCUGGGGCUUCGUGCAGGUGACACACGGUGAGCCCCAGAAGUCCUGCUCCAAGGUGACUGACAGCUGUCAACAUAUCUGCCAGUGCCGGCCCCCUCCUCCGCUGCCACCACCACCCCCGCCCCCGCCGCCUCCCAGACUCCUCUCCGCCCCAGCUCCCAACUCUACCUCGUGCCCCCCGGAGGAGAGCUGGUGGUCGGGGCUGGUGACCAUCAUCGCGGUAUGUUGUGCCUCCCUGCUGUUUCUCACUGUGCUUGUCAUCAUUUGUUACAAAGCCAUAAAAAGGAAACCCCUGAGAAAGGAGGAGAACGGCACCAGCACUGCUGAGUAUCCCAUGACGUCCUCGCAGGGCAGCAAAGGCGUGGCCGCGAACAGCGCCGUGGUGUGACUCUGCGGCCCCGGACUACUGGCCAGAGGGGCACCUUGGUGGCACAUGAGCUGAUACUGGGCUUGUCCAGGACUUCAUUGUCUUGCCGGCUUUGAGCCUGUCGAAGGAGAAACCACGCUCCUCCCAGCCUCGCAGCUGGGCCGGGGCGGCGCAGGCCCCAGGCUGAGCCAGGCGCACCCGCAUGCUGCCCUGGGGCGGCUCUCCGCCAGCGCCCAACGCUCUCCGCAUCUCUCGUCUUGUGUGUGACCUGCUGUCUCCCGGCUACUGUCUAAAGCACGUGCUCUGUCGAAUGCACAGGGCCGGUCUGUCUGCUGAGCGGGGAGGCGUUCCCCUUCAGCCAAAAGAAAGGCAGUCCAGGGGCUGCUCCCCUGCCAGAAAACCUCUCCCCGCCCCCGGGAUGCUGGCCUGCUGCUCUGUGCCCAUGCCCUCCCCAACAGAAGCCAUGGACAAGGCUGCGAGACGUCUCCUUUCUAAGGUGCUUCCCACACAUGUCUGCCGCCCCAUCUGCUCUGUCUUCAGUCUGCAGGGCCUGCCUUCUCCCUCCUGUCCCCACUGACCCCCGGGCCCCUGGAUCCUGCCUGGCUCCUGACCCGCUGCCACAGAGGGCUGUGCGCCCACCCUGCCAAGUCCCCUCCUGCCUGAGCACACAAAGGGGCUCGUUUAUACUCCCGGGUAGUGGCUGGCCUUCGGGGUACACAAGGACACACUGAGCACUAGGCCACGGGCUUGGAAGGACAGAGGCCACGAGGCCUGUUCGCAGAAGCAUCCCUAAACCUGACCCUUGUAGGAACUGAUGCGUCCAUGUGAGUCAGGCCCUGCCUUCCUCUGGCAGAGGCCACUGCUGUGCCAAACCCACAGCGGGCGUGCAGGGCUGGGCUGGGUCUCCCCGAUGCUCUCCUGCAACCCUGAUGGGGACCGACCCUCUCCUGGGAGCCCCCAGGCCUCCACCCAUCCACAGAAGGCCAAGUUCUUCCAGUGGCCCUUUGACUCUUCCCAAGGUCUUGUGUUCUAGAAGCGCAGAACCCUCCACAGUGCUUGGUGGAUGAAGGGAAGCCACCCACCCACAUGUGGACACAUCACUAGGCCCAUGGAGAUGGCAGCCCUGGGGCUUUCCAUCCCCUGCUGGAUUGGGAGAGGCUCCUGACCUCACAGGUUCCUCACCACCCACACAUUUCCUAGGGAGCAAUGAGACACAUUGAAUGGUUCACUCCCUGGCCAGGUAGGAACCUUGCCAGGUGGAUGUGGUCUGCUUCCCGAACUACUCAGGGUUGCGGGAGGGGGGGGGUGCACAGGUGAGACUUUCACAUCCAGGUGAGACUGACAGACUGAAGACCAGUCCGCAUUUGGGCUGAGCCUGGAUACACCCACUGUCCCGGAGCCCUGUGCCCCCUGAGUUUUCCAGGUCCUGCUGCCUUUCACAGAGCAGAGGGGAGAAGGUGGGCUUCCUAUGGUCCUAACCCUGGUCCUGCCCCCAGGUCAGCAGGCACAGGCUGAGGACAGGCCCUGCCACAGCGUCCCAGAAGGGGCCCCCUGCCCCUUGGUUUUCCCUGUGUGUAAGGACAGUUUGGGGGUUGGAUGUGGGCUUGCUUUCCCUGCACACCUUAGCACAGCACAGUGCCACCUGGGCCUCCGUUCUUGCCCCAGCCUCGUAAGCACCGCAGUACUCCCGGUGGACGCCAUUGCUGCCCUGAGGGACGCACGGCUGGGCUACAGGCCAGAGGUCGUGGGUCCUCUGCAGGGCAGACCCUGCCCCGCAGUCCUCCCCCAGCCGCCUGCACCUCUCUGUGUAGGUCCCUACCGGUUCCCUGAGCAGAUAAUAGGGGGCGCCUUCAGCCAGAGGAGGCACCUGGCUAAGGGGUCGAGAUGUGCUGGGCAGCCACCCUGAAGGGGCAUCCAAGGGGGAUGGGCAAACACAGCCCACCUUCAUACAAACCCAUGGGUCCCACCUUCCCCGACCUUGGCUUAAACCUAAGAGCCCCGGAUUUUGUGAUUAGCCUGACCCGCCAGCGCCCGGUGAGCCUUCCAUCGGGCUCUGGGGGCCGCAUCCUCUUCCCCGGAGCCGCAGCCAGGGCUCUGUGGAAAGCUAGCCUUUGAGAGCACAUGGAAGUCCCCCAAGUCGGGUUUGCAGCAUCUCUUCCCGUCCAGUCAGUGAAAACCAAGAGAAGAACUUUGGUUUUUCGUUUUUGUUUGUUUAAAGGAUUUGCUUGAGAACCCCCAAACCGAGAAUCACCCACUCAUAAGACAGCUUUCACAGGUGCAGCGAGAGAGCCCCACCGGAUUUUUAGCUUAGGCAACCGGAGCGUCCGUAAAACUGGACCAGCCUGGUAUUUGAGCUUAGAACUUGUAUGUAAAGGAUGAAACUGCCGCCCUCGGCGUGGUCUGCACGUGGAGGCCGAGAAUGAAAGGCACGUCCCUUCUCUGCGUUUUCUCAAACAGAUGUUUUUCCGCCACGUCUCCUAGUUGAGCCCAACUUCAGAAUGGCCUGUAGCAUCACCCAGAGUUUCAGGUUUUAAUUAGAAGCUUCCAAAGCAAGUUUUGGAAGAAAGACUAAUAGCCGUAAAAAUAUAAACAUAUAUAUUAUAUAUAGCUAUCUAUAUUUAAAGAGAUAUCAAUACAUAGACAACAUUACUGUACUGUCUAAACCUGUGCAAAGUGUCUGAUUUAAGCAGCCCGGGCAGCGCGCGAUACCUAUUGCAUGAAGGUUAAUACUGGAGCUCUGCCUUCCUAACGAGGUGCCGCAUGUGCGCGGGAAGCCAGCUUCUGUCCUGGGAGUUGCCUCAGUGGACCUGCCGGGGUGACCUGUCCACCAAGAAGCCAGUGGUG
Molecule: messenger RNA, 3370 nt
Organism: Artibeus jamaicensis (Jamaican fruit-eating bat)
Lineage: Eukaryota; Metazoa; Chordata; Mammalia; Chiroptera; Phyllostomidae
Gene: PRIMA1
Product: proline rich membrane anchor 1
Exons: 5
Coding region: 86-547 (153 amino acids)
Source: RefSeq, a predicted model, not a curated record